GCUGGGAGUGAACCGGAAGUGCAAACGCUCCUGCUUCUCGUCGGCCAGGCGGAACCUGCUCUGCUGGGCCCGGUGGCCGCAAAAGAACUUUCUUUCUCCCGCCCCAGCGGUCGCCGCGGCCAACUGCCUCGCCCGCCUGGCAGCCUUCCACCGCCUUCUCUUCCCCUCUCCAGCUCCGCGCGGCCCUGUCUCCCUCUCGCCCCGCGGUAUUCGCUUGCUGCUACCACCGCCUCCUCGUCUUCUGCCCCGCCGAGCGGCCCGCCCCGCUGCAGUGAUGUGCGACAAGGAGUUCAUGUGGGCCCUGAAAAACGGAGACUUGGAUGAGGUGAAAGACUAUGUGGCCAAGGGGGAAGAUGUCAACCGGACACUAGAAGGUGGAAGGAAGCCUCUUCAUUAUGCAGCAGACUGUGGGCAGCUUGAAAUCCUGGAAUUUCUGCUGCUGAAAGGAGCAGAUAUUAAUGCUCCAGAUAAACAUCAUAUUACCCCUCUUCUGUCUGCUGUCUAUGAAGGGCAUGUUUCCUGUGUGAAAUUGCUUCUGUCAAAGGGUGCUGAUAAGACCGUGAAAGGUCCAGAUGGACUAACUGCCUUUGAAGCCACUGACAACCAGGCAAUCAAAGCCCUUCUUCAGUGAUGGACGGAUGGGCUGCCAGCUCUGGAAGAAGGGCUCUCCCGUGGCCUCACACUGCUGCCUGUCUGUCUGUCACUCUCUAGCUGCCAGCUUCUUCAGCUAAAUACUUUAACAGGGGUGAGGGGAGAGAGAAAUUCAUAACCAGUCAGACCACCAGAAAAAAACAUGUUUGGGAAGAGAGGAAAAAACCGUGAUCAGGCUUUUACUGGGACUCCUGAUCAAGUCUGCCUCUUUUCCAUUUCCAACAAAAUACACAGCUUAUGCCCCAGGGAGAGCAAAGACAAACCAUAGCAGUACCAUUUGACCCUUUCAGCUCCCUAGCUAGUUUAUUCAUGAGAUCAUGUCGAGGGCCUGAUCCUACCGAGGCCAGCUCGCCGAGUGUGGUAGCCAUAACUGUGAGCAGCGGCGGCUGCUGGGACCUAACUCUGGGUGCUGAGAUAAGCAAUCAGCUCUAGCCUUCUGCCUUAAGACGCACUCUCCUGGGGGCCUCCUGGCAUAGUUAAGAGCGCUGUCCGUGGUCGGCGACCAAAUCUUCCCUCAGCGACUUUCAGCUUUACGUGAGAGCUCAGUUAAGGUGAGGGGGCACACUCCUAAAUUGCUGGAUGACUCAACUUUGGAUUUCCUCUCCCCUUUCACAUGGAUUUCAUGUAUCUUUAGAUAAAACUGACUAGUUUUAUUUAUAAAACCUUAAAUUUUGGAAGCCUA
Molecule: messenger RNA, 1333 nt
Organism: Neomonachus schauinslandi (Hawaiian monk seal)
Lineage: Eukaryota; Metazoa; Chordata; Mammalia; Carnivora; Phocidae
Gene: MTPN
Product: myotrophin
Exons: 4
Coding region: 275-631 (118 amino acids)
Biological process (GO): regulation of barbed-end actin filament capping
Cellular component (GO): nucleus; cytoplasm
Molecular function (GO): protein binding
Source: RefSeq, a predicted model, not a curated record